This is a messenger RNA of Trifolium pratense (red clover), 1415 nucleotides long. RefSeq names its product thioredoxin reductase NTRB-like. The coding region runs from base 73 to 1281 and encodes 402 amino acids. Gene Ontology annotation, biological process: removal of superoxide radicals. Gene Ontology annotation, molecular function: thioredoxin-disulfide reductase (NADPH) activity. NCBI's taxonomy places the organism in Eukaryota, Viridiplantae, Streptophyta, Magnoliopsida, Fabales, Fabaceae. Gene Ontology annotation, cellular component: cytoplasm. The transcript has 2 exons. The record is from RefSeq and is a predicted model, not a curated record.
AAGUCACAUUUUUUCAACAGUAAUAAAAGAAUUUUACAAAAAAGAAAGAUAGAAAAAACUGCGAAAUUCGAAAUGAGAAUUUUCUUCUCAAACAAAUUCUUUACCAAAGCCCGCAGCUUCAUAGGCAUAGGACUCGCUUCCGCCGCCACAUUUGCCGCCACAUCUUCCUCCUCCGCCGCCACUUCCACCUCUUCUUCCGACGACACUGAUUCUUCAUACUAUUCUUCUUCUUCCGACCAAACAAACGGCCGCAAGGUGCUCAAAACGAAGCUAUGCAUAAUCGGAAGCGGUCCAGCGGCUCACACAGCCGCCAUUUACGCUUCUCGAGCCGAGCUCAAGCCGAUCCUAUUCGAAGGUUGGAUGGCCAACGACAUUGCUCCAGGCGGUCAGCUCACCACUACAACCGACGUCGAGAAUUUCCCGGGAUUUCCGGAUGGCAUCCUCGGUGCAGAUCUCAUGGACAACUGCCGUAAACAAUCGCAGCGUUUCGGCGCCGAAAUCAUCACCGAAACAGUUACAGAGGUUGAUUUCUCAAAACGGCCGUUAAAAGUUAUAACUGAUUCUACCACCGUUGAGGCAGAAUCCGUCGUGAUCGCCACUGGAGCCGUAGCGAAAAAGUUAGUUUUCGACGGCUCUAGUGACCGUCCUGGCGGAUUCUGGAACCACGGAAUAUCGGCAUGUGCGGUAUGUGACGGUGCAGCACCGAUAUUCCGAAACAAACCCUUAGUGGUUGUCGGCGGCGGUGACACGGCAAUGGAGGAAGCUACAUUCCUUAGCAAAUUUGGUUCAAAAGUGUAUAUAAUUCAUAGGAGGGAUGAAUUUAGGGCUAGUAAAUCGAUGCAAAGUAAGGUAAUGAAGAAUCCAAAGGUUGAGGUGUUGUGGAAUUCAGUUGUGGUUGGAGCAUUUGGUGAUGAAAAGGGAAGGGUUCUAGGGGGAGUUAAGGUGAAGAAUUUGGUGAAUGGUGAAGUGUUUGACUUGAAAGUUUCUGGUUUGUUUUUUGCAAUUGGACAUGAACCUGCUACUAAGUUUUUGGAUGGACAAGUUGAAUUGGAUUAUGAUGGUUACAUUGUGACAAAGGCAGGUACUACAAAGACUAGUGUUGAAGGAGUUUUUGCUGCUGGUGAUGUUCAGGAUAAGAAGUAUAGACAAGCUAUUACUGCUGCUGGAACUGGGUGUAUGGCAGCCUUGGAUGCAGAACAUUACUUGCAACGGAUUGGUCUAAAGGAGGAGAGUAAGAAUGAUCGACUCACCAGGUUAUUGUACUCGGAGUUCAGAAGAUAAGAAGCAAUAUUUGAUUUAAUUUAUUUAGAUUAGAUAGUAAAAAGCAGUUUCUGCAUCCUAGCCAACAUCUUAAUGUGUACAUUGUUAUUGUUAUUCAUUAGUAUUUGAUGACAGAGUUAUAUAGACUUGCAUUA